UGUGCGCUCUCUUUGCAUAUUUUUUCCACUGGGCCCACUGCUGCCAACUGAAGAAAAUUGAAAAUGCUGUCGCAUCGAUGACAGUGCUUAUUUCUGAACGAUUUGCAAAACAGAGAAGGUGCAGGCCGAUAUUGCAGUUUUAAUUUUCGAUCAAUAAGUGGCAUAACCAAUUCCGAAAAUGCCGAUUGAAAACCUGGAGGAGCAAGGCUUGGAGAAGAACCCCAAGCUGGAGCUGGCUCAAAUCAAAUUUCUGCUGAGUCUGCCGGAACAUAACCAGGACAAGGCUCUAGCAGAGAAAUUGUUGACUGCCAUCAAGGCGGAUAACAUGGCCAGCUGGUACGAGAUUGUUUGUAAGGAUCUGAACUGGACGGUGGAUCAGAAACUGCUGGACGGCAUGAAGGAGGUCAAUCGGAAGAAGCUGCAGGAGCUGGACGACGUGAUUGAUGACGCAGAAAAAAAUCUGGGCGAGAUGGAGGUGAGAGAGGCCAAUUUGAAAAAGUCGGAGUUUUUGUGCCGAAUCGGUGACAAGGAAGGAGCGAUUUCCGCUUUUCGCAAGACUUACGAUAAGACUGUUUCAUUGGGACACAGGCUGGAUAUUGUGUUCCAUAACAUCCGGAUUGGUUUGUUCUAUUUGGAUCACGAUUUGAUUACCAGGAACAUCGAGAAGGCAAAGACCCUGAUUGAGGAAGGUGGCGAUUGGGAUCGUCGUAAUCGACUGAAGGUCUACCAAGGUGCCUAUUGUGUGGCGAUCCGUGAUUUCAAGGCUGCCGCAAACUUUUUUCUGGAUACGGUAAGCACGUUCACCAGCUACGAGUUGAUGGAUUACGCAUCCUUUGUGCGCUACACCGUUUAUGUAAGCAUGAUAAGCCUUCCCCGCAACGAGCUCCGCGAUAAGGUGGUCAAAGGCUCGGAAAUUCAGGAGGUUUUGCAUCAACUGCCGGACGUUAAGGACUAUCUAUUUUCUUUGUACAAUUGUCACUAUUCGGAUUUCUUCAAGAAUCUUGCUAAAGUAGAAACUUUCCUUCGGCAAGAUGUCCUCUUCCAUCCUCAUUAUCGUUUCUACGUGCGGGAGAUGAGAAUCUCUGCUUACACACAGCUGCUGGAGUCUUAUCGUUCCCUUACCCUACAAUACAUGGCGGAUGCUUUCGGGGUCACUGUGGACUACAUCGAUGCGGAGUUGUCGAGAUUUAUCGCUGCCGGACGUUUGCACUGCAAGGUGGAUCGCGUGGGAGGAAUUGUGGAAACGAACCGUCCGGACAGCAAGAAUUGGCAGUAUCAGGCCACCAUUAAGCAGGGAGACAUCCUGUUGAAUCGUGUGCAGAAACUAAGCAGAGUCAUCAAUAUUUAGAGUGGCCCGUAGUGCAUAAUUAUCGUUAGAUUGCGUUUCGUAUACGCUUCACAUAUUUGAAAUAAAUUCUCUUGUACUUGUA
Aedes albopictus (Asian tiger mosquito) is the source of this 1430-nucleotide messenger RNA. RefSeq names its product 26S proteasome non-ATPase regulatory subunit 6 (gene Rpn7). The transcript has 2 exons. The record is from RefSeq and is a predicted model, not a curated record. Bases 179 to 1348 code for a protein of 389 amino acids. Gene Ontology annotation, biological process: proteasome-mediated ubiquitin-dependent protein catabolic process. NCBI's taxonomy places the organism in Eukaryota, Metazoa, Arthropoda, Insecta, Diptera, Culicidae. Gene Ontology annotation, cellular component: proteasome regulatory particle.